AUGUACCGGGAUUCCUCUGAAGACUACGCUGAGUGCAGACUUGUGGCGUUUCGAGUGAACAAGUUGUUCUUUGGGAUACUGGCCUUCGGAUUAUUCCUGCUUUUCGCGGCCUGGUUUGUCGUCAUGGACGGAGCAAGAAUGAAACACAUGUACAUUUCCCUAGACGAUGCUUCCAGUGCGGCAGAAUUUAGUAGAAGAAGCAAUUGCAUAGAAGAGAAUAUCUGCAAAUCACCAAUCGGCGAGGAGGUUUACGUAUACAGACGUAAUGAGAAAACAUUCAAGCAAAUGCUGAGCUCUCCGGUUGAUACGAAUAGGAAAAUCAUUCACAAGAAUAGAGUUAUUCCCCCUUUAGUGCACUUCACAUGGUAUGGUGGUCCCCAGAAAAACCAUUUCCGGUUUCAUCAUCUACUUAGUGUUUUGGCUGUUCAAAGGUUCGUAAAGCCAAAACGUAUAUUUCUGUGGUUUGAUCUAAUUCCAGAAGGUGAUUAUUUCAUAGAAUUACAAAAUAAGGUUCCUGAAUUGACCCCAAUUCACCGUAAAACCCCAAAACAUAUCUACGGCCGGUCAAUUAGUAAACCAGAACACGUAACAGAUAUCAUAAGACUGGAAGCGGUUUUAGAGUAUGGGGGAAUGUACUUCGAUCUGGAUGCCAUUGUUGUAAAACCACUGGAUCCUUUACUUAAAUAUGAAGUAGUUAUGGGAUAUGAAUCAGCAGGUAGACUUUGUAAUGGUAUAAUUAUUGCGGUAAAAUGGGCAGAAUUCCUUAAAAUGUGGUACGAACAGUACAAAACAUUUGAUGACAAAGAAUUGCAGUUUCAUUCAUUUGAAGUCCCCGCUGUGCUGGCCAAAAAGUAUCCACAGUUAAUACACACGGAAGAGAAAUCGUUACACAGGCCUAACCCAACAGAAGUGAACCAGCUCUAUGAAGUGGGAAAUCUCUAUGACUGGAGAACGAACAAUUACGCCAUACAUUUGUGGAUUGAACAACACAAAAUAGAACACAACCCUACCGAUAUCAAAACAUGGAACACAACUGUUGGAGCUAUUUUCAGAUACAUAUACUAUGGUAAUUCUGCCAUUACCACCAACACACCGCAGCCCUCUAAGUACAUUACUGGAAGUAAUAAAGCUCGUAGUACUAAUUCUAACUUGUGUCUUGAAAAAAACAUAUGCAAGGAAAAUAUAAAAAUGGAAUACUAUACCUACAAAAGGAAUGACAGCUUUGACAAAAUGUUACAUUCUGAAAUUAAUUUCAACAAAGACAUAAAGCACACAGAACGCGUUAUUCCUAGUUUGGUCCACUUUACGUGGUACGGGGGCAAACAGAAAAACCAUUUCCGGUUUCACCACAUGUUGGCAAUUUUAGCCGGUCAUAAAUUUGUAAGGCCUGCCAGGAUAUUUCUUUGGAUUGAUAUGGUUCCAGAAGGAAACUACUUUGCUGAAAUUCGACAAAAGGUUCCAGAACUUUAUUUGAUUCACAGAGAAACUCCAAAGCAAAUCUACGGUCGACAAAUUAAAGUAUCCGAACACCACACAGAUAUUGUGCGGCUUGAGGCCGUCUUGGAAUAUGGAGGAAUUUACCUCGAUCUGGACGCCAUGGUCGUGAAACCACUGGAUCCAUUACUGAACUAUGAAGUGGUGAUGGGAUAUGAGCACGAAAAUGGUUUGUGUAAUGGCGUGAUCAUCGCAGUAGCUUGGGCUGACUUUCUAAAGAUAUGGCACAUGGAAUAUAAAUCGUUUCACGAUGCCCAAUGGGCCGAACAUUCAGUCCACUUGCCAGCCAAACUGGCCAAGAAACACAGAAACCUGAUUCACACGGAGGAAAGAUCUUUCCACCGACCAAACUGGAUGCAGCACGAAUUACGUCAACUGUACGAGGUAGGCAAUCUGUACGACUGGAAGAAAAACAAUUAUAUUGUCCAUUUGUGGAUCAGAAGCCAGAAGACAGAACACAACCCAGAAGACAUAAAAACUUGGAACACUACCGUUGGUCAAAUAUUUAGGCACAUUUAUUAUGAUAAAUCUGAUAUUAUUCAAUAUAUUUAAGCAGACUUGUCAUACCAGUAAAAGGAUUGUCGAUAAUUCCAUCAGAUUCUGGCUUUUUUUAUAAGUCAGUAAACAAUGUUGAAAUA
Molecule: messenger RNA, 2132 nt
Organism: Gigantopelta aegis
Lineage: Eukaryota; Metazoa; Mollusca; Gastropoda; Neomphalida; Peltospiridae
Exons: 3
Coding region: 1-2046 (681 amino acids)
Source: RefSeq, a predicted model, not a curated record